AUGUCUGGGAAAAACCCCCCAAUCCACUCCGAGCGGCAUAUGCGCAUCGUCUGCGUUGGCUUCGGCGCUUCUGGACUUUGCUUUGCGUACAAACUUCAACGGUCAUUUACCAACUUUUCAUUAAUUGUCUUCGAGAAGAACCCGGAAGUAUCAGGCACUUGGUACGAAAAUAGAUAUCCUGGAGUGGCCUGCGAUGUCCAGGCACAUAAUUAUACAUGGUCCUUUGCGCCCAAACAUGACUGGUCGCGUGUGUAUGCUCCUGCUCAGGAAAUAUACUCCUACUUCAACAACUUCAUGUCCGAGCAUAACCUUGGAAAGUACUGCAAGACGAGUCAUAAAGUAGUGGGUGCAACAUGGGACGAUGAAAAGGGGAUCUGGCAGGUUCAAGUCGAAGAUCUUGCUCAUCAACGUACCGUGUAUCAUGAAUGCGACAUCCUGAUCAACGCCAGUGGAAUCCUCAACAACUGGCGAUGGCCUGCAAUUCCGGGCCUGCAGAAUUACAAGGGAACCCUGGUGCAUAGCGCCAACUGGGAUGAGAACUUGGAUCUUACCGGCAAGCACGUUGGGCUCAUCGGAAACGGCUCCUCUGGCAUUCAAAUUCUCCCGGCCAUUCAGCCAAUUGUCGAUCAACUGACAACCUUUAUUCGAGAGCCCACCUGGAUAUCUCCGCCCUUUGGCACUGAACAACGUAUCUAUACCCAGGAAGAAAAAGAUAAGUUCCGGAACGAUCCAGACGCGUUGACUCUGCUACGAAAGAUCAAUGAGACAAACAACAACAGUAUGCUGGGGAUCUACUUCCCAGACCACGAGCUACAGAAGAAGACGCGAGAGGACUUCACUCGGCAGAUGCGCGAAAAGCUCAAAGAUGUCCCUUGGCUGCAGGAGAAGCUGAUUCCCUCUUGGGGGGUUGGCUGCCGUCGGUUGACUCCAGGCAUUAAUUACCUGGAGACGCUUUCGAAGCCCAACGUCAAGGUCGUCUAUGGCGAGAUUGAAGCUAUCACGGAGAAAGGAUGCAAGUGCGAUGAUGGUAUCGAGUAUCCAGUCGAUGUUCUCAUAUGUGCUACUGGCUUUGAUACAACAUUCAAGCCUCGUUUCCCCCUGUAUGGUCUCGAUGGCAAGAAUCUACAGGACGAGUGGGCCCUCGAACCCCGGUCCUACCUGGGUCUUGCCGCACCCCAUAUGCCAAACUAUUUCCAAUUCUUGGGCCCGCAUUGUCCUAUCGGAAGCGGUCCGGUCUUGAUCGCGAUUGAGGCUCAGGCAGACUACAUGCUUUCCCUUUGCGAUCGGUGGCAGACGGAAAACAUUCACUCCAUGUCACCCAAGAACGAAGCGGUUACCGACUUCUUGGAACAUUGUCAGGAAUUCAUGCAGCACACUGUCUGGAUCGAAGAAUGUCGGUCCUGGUACAAAUCAGGCUCCGCUGCUGGGCGGGUUUCGGCUCUCUGGCCUGGUAGUACUCUCCACUACCUUGAGGCGCUCAGGGAGCCUCGGGGCGAUGACUGGGAGAUCAGGUACACUGGAAACCGGUUCUCUUGGCUAGGCAAUGGGUUUUCGCAGACGGAACUGGAUGAUUCUGCUGAUCUGGGUUACUAUAUCAGCUCCCGGGAUGAUAGUCCCUACGCGAGUCGACGAAGACGAAGAGAGACCCUCACACAUACUGGAUUCAAUGCCCGAGGUCUACAGCCCAAUGGAGAUGUCAAUACUGAGACAGACUUGUCGACAACCGUUGAGGAAUAUGUGACAGACAGAAAUUUAGGGCAGCCACAUUUAUAG
Messenger RNA from Fonsecaea multimorphosa CBS 102226, 1773 nucleotides. RefSeq lists its product as uncharacterized. The transcript is spliced from 5 exons. NCBI's taxonomy places the organism in Eukaryota, Fungi, Ascomycota, Eurotiomycetes, Chaetothyriales, Herpotrichiellaceae. The record is from RefSeq and is a predicted model, not a curated record. The coding region runs from base 1 to 1773 and encodes 590 amino acids.